UAACCUAACAAUCACAGAGGUUGAGAGGCUGGACUAUCAAGUUCGCAGGAGUAGUAGGCCCACGCUAAAAGUGAGAGAAUUUAAUUCGAUUGCGGCGUGGAAGUUAGCAAUAAAACUGAAAUUCACAGUGUUCGGGUAUAACUGCUAAUCGCACAAAAUGUCUCACAUGUCCUACAAUGGAGGGGCUGUUAUGGCCAUGAGAGGCAAGGAUUGUGUGGCAAUAGCUGCUGACCGGCGGUUUGGAAUUCAAGCACAGAUGGUCACGACUGACUUCCAGAAAAUCUUUCCAAUGGGUGAGAGGUUGUAUAUUGGACUGGCAGGUCUUGCCACAGAUGUACAGACUGUCUCACAGCGUCUUAAAUUCAGGUUGAAUCUGUAUGAACUAAAAGAAGGCAGACAGAUCAAACCAAAAACAUUUAUGAGCAUGGUUUCAAAUCUGCUUUAUGAACGACGAUUUGGUCCAUACUAUGUUGAGCCAGUAAUUGCGGGACUUGAUCCAAAGACACAUCAACCAUUUAUCUGUUCACUCGACUUGAUUGGCUGCCCAAUGGAGACUGAAGACUUUGUGGUCAGUGGAACGUGCUCAGAACAAAUGUACGGCAUGUGCGAGUCCCUCUGGGAACCAGACAUGGAACCAGAAGAUCUGUUUGAAACCAUUUCUCAGGCUAUGCUGAAUGCAGUGGAUAGAGAUGCUGUGUCUGGGAUGGGUGUCAUCGUGCAUAUCAUUGAAAAGGACAAGAUUACUACCAGAACGCUGAAGGCUCGCAUGGAUUGAAGACUUGCCUUCUUCAGUAAACGUUGCAGUGCAGCAGUUUUUUUUAUAUAAAAAAAAAUGUAAUUUCCCUUCCCCUGCACUGAAUCAGCUAGAGUAUCAGGCGAGAGUCAGUUAAACCCAAUAUCUUUCAUAUUCUAUCUGGUGUCUGAGUAUCCUGUGUAAUUUAAACAAAUAAAUUGGGUCUACAAACAAGGUU
Hypanus sabinus (Atlantic stingray) is the source of this 971-nucleotide messenger RNA. RefSeq names its product proteasome 20S subunit beta 3 (gene psmb3). Gene Ontology annotation, cellular component: proteasome core complex; proteasome core complex, beta-subunit complex. NCBI's taxonomy places the organism in Eukaryota, Metazoa, Chordata, Chondrichthyes, Myliobatiformes, Dasyatidae. Gene Ontology annotation, biological process: proteasome-mediated ubiquitin-dependent protein catabolic process. The record is from RefSeq and is a predicted model, not a curated record. The transcript is spliced from 6 exons. Bases 158 to 775 code for a protein of 205 amino acids.